Peromyscus eremicus (cactus mouse) is the source of this 1075-nucleotide messenger RNA. It is a transcript of the gene Copz1, whose product is annotated as COPI coat complex subunit zeta 1. Gene Ontology annotation, biological process: intracellular protein transport; retrograde vesicle-mediated transport, Golgi to endoplasmic reticulum; intra-Golgi vesicle-mediated transport. Gene Ontology annotation, cellular component: COPI vesicle coat. Lineage: Eukaryota; Metazoa; Chordata; Mammalia; Rodentia; Cricetidae. The transcript is spliced from 9 exons. Bases 74 to 607 code for a protein of 177 amino acids. The record is from RefSeq and is a predicted model, not a curated record.
CGAGUGAAGACUCGGAGCCAAUCAGCGGUGACGCCGCUUGUGCGCCUCCACGUCGGCAUCAGCUGCGGUCAAGAUGGAGGCACUGAUCUUGGAGCCCUCCCUGUACACUGUCAAGGCCAUCCUGAUUCUGGACAAUGAUGGAGACCGACUCUUUGCUAAGUACUAUGACGACACCUACCCCAGUGUCAAGGAGCAAAAGGCCUUUGAGAAGAACAUUUUCAACAAGACCCAUCGGACAGAUAGUGAAAUUGCCCUGUUGGAAGGGCUGACAGUGGUCUAUAAAAGUAGCAUCGAUCUCUAUUUCUAUGUGAUUGGCAGCUCCUAUGAAAAUGAGUUGAUGCUUAUGGCUGUUCUGAAUUGCCUCUUUGACUCCUUGAGCCAGAUGCUGAGGAAAAAUGUAGAAAAGCGAGCUCUGUUGGAGAAUAUGGAGGGGCUCUUCUUGGCUGUGGAUGAAAUUGUAGAUGGAGGGGUGAUCCUAGAGAGCGACCCCCAGCAAGUGGUACACCGGGUGGCUUUGAGGGGUGAAGACGUCCCCCUUACAGAGCAGACCGUGUCUCAGGUGCUGCAGUCAGCAAAAGAACAGAUCAAGUGGUCCCUCCUUCGGUGAAGAUAUUCCAUGCCCAGUUCCUUGCCCCUCAAAACCCCACAUCUGCUGUGACUUCUUAUCCAGGCCCCCAACAGAUGCUCUUAGGGUCAUCGUGGAGAAUCACAAUGGACCCUUGCAUCUCUAUCCUUUCUGGGGUUGUCCCCCUCUUCCUUCCCUCUCAAGGGCAGAUUUGAAUGAGGCAGAGGAAACACCCUCUUCUUACUACACUGGUCCUCCACCCCCACAUUCUCUCCUUGGUUUCUUGGCCCUUUUCUAUGGCUGUACUUCAGAUCAAAGCAGGAGAAAGAAUGUGCUGAGUGUUUUCCUCCCUGUGCCUUAAAGGCCCUCAUCCCAGCAGCCCGUAAGUCCAGCACAGGGGAGGACUGCUUCCUUUAGCACAAGUGGGUGUGGAAUGUCAGGGCUGUGCAUCUUUGCCUCAGCAGCUUCUCCCCUCCCUGCCGCCCUGUCCUCUGCCUUGGAAGAGAUUGG